Trichoplusia ni (cabbage looper) is the source of this 1364-nucleotide messenger RNA. RefSeq names its product connectin-like. The transcript has a single exon. Gene Ontology annotation, molecular function: protein binding. The record is from RefSeq and is a predicted model, not a curated record. Lineage: Eukaryota; Metazoa; Arthropoda; Insecta; Lepidoptera; Noctuidae. The coding region runs from base 102 to 1181 and encodes 359 amino acids.
UCAAGGUAUUUGCUUCGACACCUAUAGUUCCUUUUAUGUUAUAGUACGUAACUGAAAUAUUUUUUCUAAUUGUUUCAGGUAUCGCCAUUUUGAAAACAACAAUGGAGCAAGUAACAAAAUAUUUAAUCAUCAUAACAUCACUGAUGACUGUCAAAUUAACAGUAACCGAAAGCAAAAAUGAAGACAUUCAACCGAAAAUGGAAAGAUUAUAUUAUUCACCAGUGUUUAUUAACGUCUGCGACAUAGUGGAUCGGCGAUCUAAAGUACACUGUUAUUGUGACAGUAACAAGCCAAAAAUGGCCACGAGGGCUGACUGCUGGGUAUUCGGCGGUGGAAUCACCGAAGAAGAUCUCAUCUGGCCUAGCUUUUCAUCUCAGUCUGAAAUAGAACAUUUAAUGUUUAACGUUCGAUCGGACGACGCGCUUACCUUUAUACCUGCGAAGGCUAUUAUAAGACUGGACAGGCUACAACAUAUCUCCAUACAGUUUGGGACUAUCAAGCGAAUCCCACCAUACGCAUUCACGAACUCAUCAACUGUGAAACAGAUCGUAUUAAAAUCGAAUAAGAUCACCACUUUGGAGAAACAUUCAUUUGCCCAGAUGAUGAUGCUAUCAAAUUUGAGCUUAGAUGAAAAUCAAAUUUCAGAAUUGAAGAGAGACGUGUUUUUCGGCUUACCCAAUCUUCACGUUUUACACUUAUCGAACAACAACUUGAGUUUGAUUCACGAAGGCUGCUUUAAACAUUUGAAUAAUCUAGUUGAACUAAAUUUAGAUUAUAACUACAUAUCUGUUAUAACUAGGGAAAUGUUAGAAGGACUUGAAAAUCUGUCCCGAUUGAAUUUGAGAAAUAAUAAAUUGACAAUGGUUGGGAAUUUAGCUUUCAGUGAUCUCUGGGGACUGAAAGAACUGAUUCUAGAUAACAAUGCCAUUGAAUACGUAUCAGAGAGAGCGUUCGGAGGUCUCACGCAGCUGAGGAAAUUGACGCUAUCUGGAAAUAAGAUUAAAAACUUCUACGAAGACAUAUUGGAGGACAUAAGAAGUCUGAUUGUACUAGACCUAAGGUACAACAUGUUAGAAGCGAUAUCCUAUGAAACGGUUCGACCAGUGGUAGAGAAUGACAAAGCUGCCUCUACUGCAGUUUAUUUGGAAGGUGAGUUGGAACUUUCUUAUUUAUGGCUCUAAUAUGAACUAUUAAACUGAAUAUACGAGCGGUAACGUCUCAUGACUUUCCAUCUGCGAACACCCGGUGCGUAUGGGGUUUUGAAUAUUUUAUUCUCUCAAUACCGUCUAUGUGAAAUCCUAUUACGGUAAUACCUACCUUUCUCUUAGUUUUUCUGAAAUCUCCUUGUGAAUAUUAUAACAUAG